This is a messenger RNA of Fomitopsis serialis, 1297 nucleotides long. Its product is annotated as Per1-like protein. Gene Ontology annotation, biological process: GPI anchor biosynthetic process. Gene Ontology annotation, molecular function: hydrolase activity, acting on ester bonds. The record is from RefSeq and is a predicted model, not a curated record. The coding region runs from base 124 to 1143 and encodes 339 amino acids. Gene Ontology annotation, cellular component: endoplasmic reticulum membrane. Lineage: Eukaryota; Fungi; Basidiomycota; Agaricomycetes; Polyporales; Fomitopsidaceae. The transcript is spliced from 4 exons.
GUGCAGAAUUGGAGGAUCUGCCACCAGCUUACGUGAUACAGCCAUUUUGGACGUGUCUCGCCCUGUUAUGCCUCCGCCACGAGCAUAGCAUAUCCUUCCGCUCCUUUACACCAGGCUGUUAUCAUGCGUGUAUCGUACACGCUCCUGCUUUUUUGCAUUCUCAGCGUCGUCUACGCGUCAGCAGGAGAUCGAGCAGAGCACUACAGCAACUGUGUAUCAAAAUGCGAGUCUCGCGUAUGCGGGGACAACUAUAACAUCUGGGCAAGCACCGUGUCCCUCCCGAUGCAGCUCACGAGGUGGACGUGCGUUGACGACUGCAAGUAUGGCUGCAUGCAUGCCAUCACGGACCAUGCUCUGCAAAACGCGCUGCCAGUCCAGCAGUAUCACGGCAAAUGGCCAUUCUGGCGACUGGCGGGCAUGCAGGAGCCUGCAUCUGUCGCAUUCUCCAUGCUCAACUUCCUUGCUCACUACAGAGGGUGGCGGAGGAUGCAGAGGUCGAUACCCGAUAACCAUCCGAUGAAGAGUUAUUACCGACGCUUCGCGUUCGUCAGUAUGAACGCCUGGGUCUGGUCAUCGGUCUUCCAUACUCGAGAUCUCCCUGUGACCGAGAAGAUGGACUACUUCUCGGCGGCACUAGCCAUCCUUUAUGCCCUCUACUACACAGCCGUGCGGCUGUUCCACCUCUAUGCGACCGAGGUCAACGGGUACGAAGUACGGCGAACUUCAUCUGCGCCGUAUAUUGUGUGGUCAUGUCUUUGUUCCCUCGCCUACCUCGCGCACGUCUCCUACCUCACCCUCCUUCCACGAUUCGACUACACAUACAACAUGGCGUUCAACCUCACACUCGGUAUGAUCCACAACCUGCUCUGGCUGGCAUACUCACUACCAUCCUCCAUACCCCUCCUCCGCCGGUUCCCGCACAAACUACGGUCCUACCGCCCGCCGUACGCGUCCGCUGCGGCGCUCUUCGUCAUGUUGACCUUCUUCGCGACGUCUCUCGAGCUCUUUGACUUCCCUCCGUGGGCACGUAUCAUCGAUGCUCACUCGCUGUGGCACCUGUCGACAGUCCCUAUUGCGAUGUUCUGGUACGACUUCCUGGUCUCGGAUGCCCUCGAUGCAGGAUGGAAGGUCGAGAAAUCUUAGGAAAGAAAUCGCUUCGCAUGUCGCACUCCAUGAUACAGGUGUGGCGUGCGAUCCUUGCGCAAUCGCCAUAACGUCCUGUAGUCUGUUACAAUAUUGGCUGGCAAUAUCAGUCGUGGCGUCCCGGUAAUGAGUACAUUCUACGUAAGUGAUACAU